Messenger RNA from Adineta steineri, 1553 nucleotides. The record is from the annotation of a GenBank genome assembly. Lineage: Eukaryota; Metazoa; Rotifera; Eurotatoria; Adinetida; Adinetidae.
AUGAUUUUACAAAUCUUAUCUUUAAGCUUUAUAUUUAUAAUUACUGUUGAUAUUAUUCACGCUAUAUCAAUAACAAAACAAGGAAAUGAUGUGUUUCAGUUAUUAAAAGAUGUAAAAGAACGAGUAAAACAUGGAACACAAUGUCUUCCACCAUCAAAAUAUUUUGCUGGUUCAUGUUAUACAUAUAUGAAAUUAUUACCAGCUAAAUCAUGGGAUGAAGCAUAUAACAAUUGUUUAUCAUUACCAUUGACAAAAGAUGCACGUUUAUUAGUUAUUGAUUCAGUAGCUGAAUAUGAUUUUGUUGAACGUGAACUUAUUGGACCUAAAUCAGGAUCAGAUAGUGUUUCAGUAUAUGUUGGAUUACGUAAGAUAAAUGAUACAUGGCUUUGGUCAAAUGAUUUACCAUUGAAAGAAACUCCUGUAUAUCGAUUUUGGAUCGAUACUAAUAAAGAUAUUCUUGCUUAUGAUUGCGGUGCACUUUGGCUUUCGAAAAAUUCAAGUAUACUUACAGCAGCUGCAUGUGCUGAACAAUCAUCACGUCCUUAUGUUUGUAAAUAUACUGUUGAUCGUUGUUAUAAUAAUAGUGGUGGUUGUGGUAAAUAUGGUACAUGUUUAAAUUUACCACUUUUAAAUUCUCAUAAAUGUAACUGUCGAUUUCUUUAUGCUGGCGAACGAUGUGAAAAAUGGAGUGAUCAAGGUGUUCAAGCAAUCAUUGGUGGUAUUAUUGUAAUUGCUGCAUUAAUUAUUUCAUUUAUUAUUAGUAUGGAUCGAUCAAGUAAUCAAUGGUCAUUUAAAAAAGAUGCAGCCGAACAUUAUCAAGCUGCUGCAAUUUAUGGUCAAAGUCGUCCAACAUCAUACAUGCCACGAUCACCACAUGUUAUUGAUCGAGUUAUUUCCAAUCCAUGUUCACCUCAGCAUGAGUUUUUUCAAGCUUCAACUCCUAAUGAAAAACAUCAUCGAUUUAGUUCUUCUUCAACUCCUCCACCUAUUCCUCCACCAAUUGGCCGAUCAAUUGAACGUAAACAUCGUUAUUCAUUUCGUCUUAGUAUUCAAGAACUUGAAGUAACAUCUCAUAUACGUAAUUUAUUUAUUAAACCAAAACGUAUCAUUUUCAUUAUUUUACCAAUUGUAUUAACAAUAAUUAUUUCGAUUAUUAUUCUUCAUGCAAGACAUUAUAUAAAAGAAAAAGUUUUUCAUGAAUCAUUUAAUAAUUCAACUCGUUUAUUUCAAUUUUGUGCAUUAUAUGAUAAUAAUUAUUAUGUUAAUUUAGUAACAUUACCUAUUGCUGUUGCUAUUAUUCUAUUAAUUAUAUUUAAUGAAUCACGAAUAACUUCGUGUCGAUUAAAAAAAGAAAAAUCAUCCGAGAAAUUUUCAAUUUAUACUCCAAUACCAUUUAAUCCAUUUUCAAAAGUCAAUCGUUUUGAUACAAUGAUUUUAUGUGGUAUUGUUAGUCAUGAAAUUCUUCAAAUAAUUGAAGAAAUAUUUCUUAAAGCAACACAAAUGAAAUUAUUAACAAUGCGUGGUCCAUUAUAUGAUCUUAUUCGUCAAAUAGG